AUGGCUCCUAUGUCUGUUGCAGACAUCGUGGCGUCCCUGCCAUCUGGCGAUGAAUGGGGACCGCCUACGCCGUCUGAGAACACCCUCGAUGGCGUUCCCUACGCGCCUUUCUCCAAGGGCGACAAACUCGGUCGCAUGGCCGACUGGACUGCUGAAGGCAAAGAUCGAGAGCGCGGUGGCCGUCAGGCCUACAACCGUAAUUUCCGAGACCAACAAGUGUAUGGUGCCGGAGCCUCGAGCCUUUUCGCCGUUCAGGUCGCAGAGGAUGAAUCCUCCUUCUCCGUUGUCGACAACACUCGCACAUCAACUAAGACUCGGGGCUUUGGACGAGGUGGCGGUACCAUCUUCCGUGGCCGGGGUCAACGUGGCGCACUGCAGCGCGGUGGACGAGCCGGUUUCCAAAGAGUCGGUGCUGGUCGUGGUCAAGAUCGGACCUAUGAUCAGCGCAGUGGUCGCGGUGGCCGUGGACGUCGCUUCGGAUGGAAGGACUAUGACAAGCCACAGCGCAACCGGGACAGCUCAGUUAACAUCCGUCCGGACUGGUCUCUUCUCGAAGAAGUUGACUUCAACCGUUUGUCCAAGCUUCACUUGGAGUCGCCUGACGGAGAAGAUCUCGAGAAUUACGGCUUCCUCUACACCUAUGAUCGAUCGUAUGAUAAGGCCCCUGUCAAGGGCAGCGAACGCAGACUUCAAUCUGUCGACCGCGCUGCUUACAAUGUGACCACCUCCUCCGACCCAAUCAUUCAGGAUUUGUCUGAAAAGAAUGAGGCUACUGUUUUUGCCACAGCCGAUAUCUUGUCUAUGCUUAUGUGUGCCCCUCGCAGUGUUUACUCGUGGGACAUUGUCAUUGUGAAACAGGGUAACAAAAUCUACUUUGACAAGCGUGAAGGUGCUUCCAUUGACAUGGUCACCGUCAACGAGAACGCAGCGGAUGCUCCUCUCGAAGCGUCCGAGGCAGGUGGCAAGCAAGACUCCAUCAACACUCCUGGUGCUCUCGCAUUGGAAGCCACCGUGAUCAACCACAACUUCGCGCUGCAGACCGUCAUCGAGUCCGAGAAGGACAAGGUUGAAUUCCCCAACCCCAACCCAUUCUACAACGCCAGUGAAGAAACCGAGGCCCUUGCCUCAAAGGCCUACAAAUACCGCCGCUUCGACCUGUCUCUCGAGAAGGAUGAGGAACCCCUCAACCUCAUCGUCCGUACCGAAGUCGACGCCGUGUUGAAGAGCAACACCGGCUCCGACCAACACAUCGUCAUCAAAGCCCUGAACGAAUUCGACCACAAAGCCCAAGGUGCCGGUGGAGCCCUUGAUUGGCGCACCAAACUGUCUUCUCAGCGCGGUGCCGUCGUCGCGACCGAAAUGAAGAACAACAGCUGCAAACUCGCCCGCUGGACCACUCAAGCCAUUCUCGCCAAAGCCGACCACAUGAAGCUCGGCUUCGUGUCUCGCAGCAACCCCCGCUCCGCCUCCUCGCAUGUCAUUCUGGGAAUUGUGGGCUACAAACCCCGCGACUUUGCUACCCAGAUGAACUUGAACUUGGGCAACGGAUGGGGUAUUGUCCGCACCAUCGUCGAUUUGAUUCGCAAUUUAGACGAAGACGAAGAAGAGGAACAAAGUGAAGACAAGAUCAAGAAAUAUGUCCUCGUCAAGGACCCCAAUAAGCCUGUUGUGCGUCUGUAUAACGUCGCCCCGAACACCUUCGAGGAGGAUGAUACUAUUGGCGAGGAGCAGGAGGAGAAGGCUGAGGAGGAGGAAGAGGAGGAGUAA
Talaromyces atroroseus is the source of this 1767-nucleotide messenger RNA. RefSeq names its product Eukaryotic translation initiation factor 3 subunit D. Gene Ontology annotation, cellular component: eukaryotic translation initiation factor 3 complex; cytoplasm. The coding region runs from base 1 to 1767 and encodes 588 amino acids. The record is from RefSeq and is a predicted model, not a curated record. Gene Ontology annotation, molecular function: translation initiation factor activity. Gene Ontology annotation, biological process: translational initiation. The transcript has 2 exons. NCBI's taxonomy places the organism in Eukaryota, Fungi, Ascomycota, Eurotiomycetes, Eurotiales, Trichocomaceae.